This is a messenger RNA of Procambarus clarkii (red swamp crayfish), 915 nucleotides long. Lineage: Eukaryota; Metazoa; Arthropoda; Malacostraca; Decapoda; Cambaridae. The record is from RefSeq and is a predicted model, not a curated record.
AUGGACGAGCCAGGGACGAGCCAGGGACGAGCCCAAGGACGAGCCAAGAACGAGCCCAAGGACGAGCCAGGGACGAGCCAAGGACGAGCCAAGGACAGCCAGGUACGAGUCGAGGACGAGCCAAAGACGAGCCAAGGACGAGUCAAAGACGAGCCAAGGACGAGCCAAAGACGAGCCAAGGACGAGCCAAGGACGAGCCAAAGACGAGCCAAGGACGAGUCAAGGACAGCCAGGUACGAGUCGAGGACGAGCCAGGGACGAGCCAAGGACGAAUCAAGGACAGCCAGGUACGAGUCGAGGACGAGCCAAAGACGAGCCAAGGACGAGCCAAAGACGAGCCAAGGACGAGUCAAAGACGAGCCAAGGACGAGCCAAAGACGAGCCAAGGACGAGUCAAAGACGAGCCAAGGACGAGUCAAAGACGAGCCAAGGACGAGCCAAGGACGAGCCAAAGACGAGCCAAGGACGAGUCAAGGACAGCCAGGUACGAGUCGAGGACGAGCCAGGGACGAGCCAAGGACGAAUCAAGGACAGCCAGGUACGAGUCGAGGACGAGCCAAAGACGAGCCAAGGACGAGCCAAAGACGAGCCAAGGACGAGUCAAAGACGAGCCAAGGACGAGCCAAAGACGAGCCAAGGACGAGUCAAAGACGAGCCAAGGGCGAGUCAAAGACGAGCCAAGGACGAGCCAAAGACGAGCCAAGGACGAGCCAAAGACGAGCCAAGGACGAGUCAAAGACGAGCCAAGGACGAGCCAAAGACGAGCCAAGGACGAGUCAAAGACGAGCCAAGGGCGAGUCAAAGACGAGCCAAGGACGAGUCAAAGACGAGCCAAGGACGAGCCAAGGACGAGCCAAGGACGAGCCAAGUAUAAUCGAAGGACAAGCUAUUUUUGACAGGAUGACUAUAGCAUAA